AUGGCGUUGGAGAUGAGGCUCCCUAAGGCUCGCAAACCUCUCAGUGAGAGCUUGGGCCGCGACUCUAAGAAGCACUUGGUGGUGCCGGGGGACACGAUCACCACGGACACAGGCUUCAUGCGGGGCCAUGGGACAUACAUGGGGGAAGAGAAGCUCAUUGCAUCUGUGGCCGGCUCUGUGGAGAGAGUGAACAAGCUGAUCUGUGUCAAAGCCUUGAAAACCAGAUACAAUGGAGAAGUCGGAGACAUUGUAGUGGGGAGAAUCACAGAGGUUCAACAGAAGAGGUGGAAGGUGGAGACCAAUUCCAGGCUGGACUCUGUCUUGCUCCUGUCAUCCAUGAACCUGCCUGGAGGAGAGCUGAGGAGAAGGUCCGCAGAGGAUGAGCUGGCCAUGAGAGGCUUCUUGCAGGAAGGCGACCUCAUCAGUGCGGAGGUCCAGGCGGUGUUCUCGGAUGGAGCUGUUUCUUUGCACACGAGGAGCCUGAAGUAUGGAAAGCUAGGUCAGGGAGUUUUAGUCCAGGUCUCGCCUUCCCUGGUGAAGAGACAGAAGACUCAUUUCCAUGACUUGCCAUGUGGUGCCUCAGUGAUUCUGGGUAACAACGGUUUCAUCUGGAUCUACCCGACACCCGAGCACAAGGAUGAGGACGCUGGGGGCUUCAUUGCCAACCUGGAGCCGGUAUCCCUUAGUGACCGAGAAGUGAUCUCCCGGCUUCGGAACUGUGUCGUCUUGCUGGUCACUCAGAGGAUGAUGCUGUACGACACCAGCAUCCUGUACUGCUAUGAGGCCUCCCUUGCACAUCAGAUCAAAGAUAUCUUAAAACCAGAAGUUAUGGAGGAGAUCGUGCUAGAAACCCGCCAGAGGCUUUUGGACCAGGAGGGAUGAGGCCGAGAGCUGAAGGACGGGACUGUGCACCUCUCUGGAGCAGUUUUGGGAGUGAAAAGUCUGCUGUGUGAUCCCCAGAGAGCAAUUGACAAACACGUUACUCACCUGCAGCAGGGCUGCAGAGCCAGGCCUGUCCUCUCCUGUUCUGAGGCAAAGCUAGGGUGGAAGUAAAUAUGGUGGAUUUGGGCGCUUGGGUCUCAGUAUAAGGGGUGGAUUUAAGUCUUUCAGAGUAGUAUCCGAGCCUGAUGACUUAUCUUGGAAUAACUUGGAGAAUUUAUGUCUUCCAAUCACACCACACAAUGCCCCAUGAAACUAUCUUGGUAGAAAACUUGGGGGGCUGGGGAUAUAUCUCAGGGGUGGACCACUUCCUUUCUUUUUUUCUUUUUUUUUGGUUUUUCGAGACAGGGUUUCUCUGUGUAGCCUUGGCUGUCCUGGAACUCACUCUGUAGACCAGGCUGGCCUCCAACUCAGAAAUCCGCCUGCGUCUGCCUCCCAAGUGCUGGGAUUAAAGGCGAGCGCCACCACCACCCGGCUUGGUGGACCACUUCCUAACGUGCAAGUUCCCAGGUUCAAUUUCCAGCCCUACUCUAAUCCCAGAAAAAAGGAAGACAAAGCCAAAGACAUGGCAGUGCCAGUGUGAAUGGUCUCUUUCCACUUCCACUUGUCUCCUUUACUGCACAGUGUGUGGGUGGAGAGAAGGUGAUGGAGUCAGGCCAGAGUCUAAUGGAUGCGAGAAUAAAGGGAGCCAGCAGCCUCUGGUGGAAUCUGA
Grammomys surdaster is the source of this 1651-nucleotide messenger RNA. RefSeq names its product exosome component 2 (gene Exosc2). The record is from RefSeq and is a predicted model, not a curated record. The transcript has 9 exons. NCBI's taxonomy places the organism in Eukaryota, Metazoa, Chordata, Mammalia, Rodentia, Muridae. Gene Ontology annotation, biological process: nuclear polyadenylation-dependent rRNA catabolic process; poly(A)-dependent snoRNA 3'-end processing; CUT catabolic process. Bases 1 to 882 code for a protein of 293 amino acids. Gene Ontology annotation, cellular component: nuclear exosome (RNase complex); cytoplasmic exosome (RNase complex). Gene Ontology annotation, molecular function: RNA binding.